Messenger RNA from Pygoscelis adeliae (Adelie penguin), 1167 nucleotides. It is a transcript of the gene GPALPP1, whose product is annotated as GPALPP motifs containing 1. The transcript has 7 exons. Lineage: Eukaryota; Metazoa; Chordata; Aves; Sphenisciformes; Spheniscidae. Bases 1 to 1053 code for a protein of 350 amino acids. The record is from RefSeq and is a predicted model, not a curated record.
AUGUGUUUUGGGAAUACCAAGAUAGAUCAUACUCAUUUGAAAUGUUUAAUAAGUAUCCCAAAUAACUCUGGAUGUUCAGUUGCAGGACCAGCACUGCCUCCAGGCUAUAAAAGCAGCUGCAGCUCAGAAACUCCUGACAGCGAUGAUGACUCGGAAUCUCUUCCUCUACGCGGAGACGCAAACAGAGAUUCCGAAGAGGAGACAGAAGGAGAUCCAGCACCCAAAAAGCUGAAAAGAAUUCAGGAAGAUGAUGAUGAUGAUGAUGAUGGCUUUUUUGGGCCUGCUCUUCCUCCUGGAUUUAAAAAACAGGAUGAUUCUCCAGAGAGGCCCAUUAUAGGUCCUGCAUUACCGCCUGGCUUUAGGAAACCUUCGCAGGACACCAUGAAUAGCAGAUGUUCCAUAGGACCACCUGUUUCAUCAGAAUUCCGUACCCAGGUAGCAGAUAGUAGUGAGGAAGAAGACAAUCUUAUAGGCCCAAUGCCUGCAAAAGGACCAGUGGAGUCUGAUGUGACUAAAGAAUUUGAACGCAGAGCUCAGAGAAUGAAGGAAAAACUUACUUCAGCAGACAGCGAUGAACCCAAGCAAGUUACCAGGGAAUCGUGGAUGACAGAGCUUCCACCUGAAUUGAAAAGCUUUGGAUUUGGCCCAAGAACAUUCAAGAGAAGAGCUGAUGACAAAUCGGGUGAUAGAUCUAUUUGGACAGACACUCCAGCUGACAGAGAGAGAAAAGCCAAGGAAAGAGAAGAGGCAAAAAAGUCAACCAGUAAGGAUAACGAAGAAAUUGUGUUAUCUGGGAGAGACAAGAGACUUGUUGAGCAGGUGACUUCAUACAAUGAGUCAAAGAGGUCAGAAUCUCUCAUGGACAUACAUCAGAAAAAGCUAAAGAGCAAAGCGUCCGAAGAAAAAAGCAAACCUCAAGAAAGAAGGCCAUUUGACCGCGACCAGGAUCUCAAAGUCAAUCGAUUUGACGAAGCACAAAAGAAAGCUCUUAUAAGAAAAUCCAGAGAUCUGAAUACUAAAUUUGAGCACAGUAAAGGCAAUAUGUUUUUAUAACAUAAAAGCAUGAAGCUUUUUUGAAGUGAAGUCAAUUAAACUUUGAAUACUUAAUUUUUUAAGUAUUUUUCUGUAAAUAUUUGUAUGCAAAAUAAAUAUCCUGAUGUUUAACUA